Messenger RNA from Prunus armeniaca (apricot), 417 nucleotides. Lineage: Eukaryota; Viridiplantae; Streptophyta; Magnoliopsida; Rosales; Rosaceae. The record is from the annotation of a GenBank genome assembly.
AUGACUUCAACAUCGUUGGGAAUAAUAUAUUACGGGGAUAAAAUCAGAGAGAAGCCUCCAGGAGAGGAUAAGAAACCGCUUUUCUGGUCGCCCUUGGACAAGAGCCCCGAGGAGAAAGAGAAGCAAAACAAAAAUAAUGAGGCAGAAAAUACUGUUGAAAGCAACGGGACCUUCAACAUUAGUGAGAAUGAUUUCUUCGCAAUUGAAAGCAUGGAUAUUGGGAUUCACGAUGCUUACAACGAAGAAGGUGGAGGUGGCGUUGAUGUUCAUCAACCAAGGAGGGGUCGAAACCACAACACAUUUGUGGCAAUACAUUUUAUGCAAACAAAGGCAAGCCUGUUGGGAUUAGCAAAGUUGGCAACAAGUACAACAAGAAGUCGAGCAUACCAAUUCUUCUUGGUCUUCUUGUUCUUCUAG